AUGACACCCAAACCAGCCCGCAAAAGUACAGCUGACCCCAAGGAAAGAAAGCUGGACGGAAAGAAAGCCAUGAAGGCACGAGCGAGUACUACUCGCAAGCAACCCACCAGAGGCGCAAAAAGCAAGACGAAGAAGCCCGCCUCAAAAGCUUCUCAGAUGAAAACGCCGACAAAAAAGAACUUGAAGACCAAAGCGAAUGUGAAGAAAAAAGAAGAAGACUCCCCUCAACCAAAUCCAGUUCCUGCUACCACGACUGAAGAACUACCUCACAAUCUGGGAAAUCUUACUCCAAUCACCAAUUCACCGCAACCUCCAAAUACACUGGCAGAUGGCAAUGAGCCUACUUCUGUCGCAACGGGCUUGGAUGAACCAUCUCACAAUCUACACCUCACCCCAGAACUCACCCCUACCACUGGCACUUCACCACAAACCCCAGCUUCGCAAACCCCAAAGCCCAAGCCCGAGAAAAACCGACCAAAAUACAAAAUAACCCCAGGAAAAACCCCCUUCCCCUCCUGGCCCGCUCCAACACCAACCCAAUGCGAAGAACUAAACCAACUCCUCUCCUACGCCCACGGCGAACCAAUAGCCCCAAAAACAAUUCCACGACCCUCAAUCGAAUUCGCCGGCUGCGGCGAAGUCCCCUGCGUCCUAGACGCACUGAUCAGAACUCUCCUCAGCGCCGCGACGCAGGGAAGCAAUUCCGCCAUGUCCUACAAAGCUCUCGCGUCGAGAUUUGGAGUCCUGGAAGAUGGGGUUGGGAAAGGGGGUGUUAAUUGGGAUGCUGUGAGAUUGGCGCCGCUGAGGGAGGUCUUUGAAACGAUUCAGCGGGGUGGGUUGGCGGAUGUUAAGAGUAAGAAUUUGAAGGGGAUUCUUGAUUUGGUUUAUGAGGAGAAUAGGGUUCGAUUUGAGGGGUUGAGGGGUGAGGAGAGACAGGGAGGGAAAAAUGAGGAGGAUUCGAAUGAUAUUGCCACUUUGAUUGAACCCGAAGCCAAAACCGAAAUGCAGAAGUCCAAGUCCAAGUCAGACAAAGAAAAAGACAAAGACAGAGAAUACGACCUCGCCUGUGCCGAACAAAACUUCCUAACCCUCAACCACCUCCACAAUCUCCCCACUACAGAAGCAAUGGAAGAACUAAUCAAAUACCCGGGCAUCGGUGUAAAAACCGCCGCCUGCGUUCUCCUCUUCUGUCUCCAACGACCCUGCUUCGCGGUAGAUACGCACAUCUUUCGAAUCACCAAGUGGCUUGGUUGGGUUCCCGCAGACCUUGCGACGGAGGUUACUGCAUUCAGUCAUUUGGAUGCGCGGAUCCCGGAUCAUUUGAAGUACUCCCUGCACCAUUUACUUAUCAAACAUGGGAAGUUAUGUCCCCAUGCCGGGCGGUCACGGGGGUGA
Molecule: messenger RNA, 1395 nt
Organism: Penicillium cosmopolitanum
Lineage: Eukaryota; Fungi; Ascomycota; Eurotiomycetes; Eurotiales; Aspergillaceae
Product: endonuclease III domain-containing protein
Exons: 1
Coding region: 1-1395 (464 amino acids)
Biological process (GO): base-excision repair
Molecular function (GO): catalytic activity
Source: RefSeq, a predicted model, not a curated record